This is a messenger RNA of Osmia lignaria (orchard mason bee), 1189 nucleotides long. The record is from RefSeq and is a predicted model, not a curated record. NCBI's taxonomy places the organism in Eukaryota, Metazoa, Arthropoda, Insecta, Hymenoptera, Megachilidae.
UCUAGUAGAGCUUUUUUAAUCACUUUAGAAAUUUCAUUGAAUUUUUAAAUUGUAAUCGUUGCUUUGUAUUAGAUUUUUGGGUAAUAUCGAAGACGCUGUUCAAGCUUUGCUAUUUAAAAUGAAUGUCAUAAUUGGACUCAGUGUCGUAUCCGCAACUUUUCCGAUGCUUUACGUAAGUUUAGCGUUCUCGAUAAAUUAUUAUUAUUGUGAACGGAUAUUUUUUGAUACCAUUUAGAAUCAAUCGUUGGCUGUAAUGGGACAGUUUUUGAGUCUGCUUAUAUCAGGCUGCGUACGAAUGUAUAUUAUUGCACAGUCGGCAGAAGAUUUGAGAGAAAGUAGUCAACGGUUCUCAAUAUCAGUUUACAAUAUUCAAUGGACAGGAAAGUCACGGAAAAUGACAAACAUCGUAUUGUUUAUGAUGCAGAGGAGUGGGAAACCAUUUGAGGUUUCAAUGGGUGGUUUCUUUCCAGCUCUUUCAUUGGAGUAUUAUUCGCACUUUUUGACUACCAUAUGUUCCUAUUUUAUGGCGAUGAGAACCACUAUAAAUUCUUAAUUUUCCCGGUAUGUAUCGUGUCUAAAAAUGAUGAAAAAUUUGUUGUAUUUACAAUAAAAAUUGAACAAUAUCAAAUUUUCCUCUAGGUAACCAAUAGAGAUAGCUUUCAAUCUGUUCAGCUAACAUGGUCUUUCAUUUCUUUCCAUUUGUCCCUUCUGAAAAUUUAUUAAAAUAGUUGCAUUAUUUCAGUUGAACGUGGAAAACGGCGUAAAAUAUCAGGUCAUCAUGUUGAUUAUUUUAUGCUUCAUCUCUCUGAUAUACAUUCAAAUAAAUAAGAGAAAUUAUUUUUACCUGCAAAGAAAGCUGCAGUACAUUUGUAGAUUGUAUUGCGUAACUUCUUCGGGGGUUGCACAUCGACUCAACUGUUAAGGGUUGAAAACCGCCACGGCUGAAGCAAUGAUGUAUAGAAGAUAGGUAAACCUACCAAUUAGCUUAUUUCCGUAGGCAACUGUUUUCUAUAAUGUUCGCUGCAUCUAACGCUGUACCGAGGAACACCCAUAAUCUCUUUGUAUGAAGAAUAUUACCUAUUGAAAUUCAAUUCUGUCACGGUGAUUAAUUAAUCAAUUCGAUGGUUCGGUUUUCAUCGUUCGUGCUCCCUCUAACACUUCCAUUAGUAUGGAAGCUGUCUUCGCUCUA